AUGACCAAUUCUGAGGACUAUUUCUAUCAUUUAGCCAUAUAUACAACAGUAAUCAGUUCGGUAACAAUUAUUUUGGUGGUAUUUGCAAUUCCAACUAUUUAUUUGAAAGCUGAGGAAGAAUAUUCAAUAAUGGCUAUGAAAUCAAAUCGUUUUAAACUAUUCGAAAUAAUUAAGAUAUUUGAGCACAAAUCGGAUAAAAUAUGGAUGGAAAUUAAAUCGGUACGUGAAGAAUCUGGACUACCAACUAUUCUCCGAAAUCGCCGUUCACCUUCACAAUUCUAUCUUAGAAGUAAGCAAACAGUAUGUUCGGGAUGUACACAACUUGGCUGCCUGGUAGGACCACCUGGUUUGAGUGGUGCUCCCGGUGAAGAUGGGGUACCGGGAAUUUCUGGCAACCCUGGAUUAGCUGGUGAAGAUGGUUACGAUGUAGAACUUACUCCGGAAGAUGACCUCCCAUGUAUAAUUUGUCCAGCUGGUCCUCCUGGCCAAAGAGGGUUUCAAGGUGAACGUGGACAACUUGGGCCAUCUGGCCAGAGUGGAGAACCAGGUUCACCAGGUAAUCCAGGAAAACGUGGACCUAUGGGCCAACCCGGUCCUCCAGGAGGAAAUGGCCUCAGAGGUCCUAUGGGUCAUGAAGGGAAUCCCGGCAAUACAAUUGUAUCUGGUUAUGGAGUAAAAGGGCCAAAAGGCCCGCCUGGUCCUCCUGGACCCAAAGGACCUAUGGGACCAAGAGGCAAAUCUGCUAAAGAAUCAGGCUCUGAUGGAAAACCAGGAAACUUUGGUCCGCCUGGAAUGUCUGGGCGUCAUGGGAAACAGGGAGAAGUCGGUUCUUUUGGACCACCGGGAGAACCAGGCCAACCAGCAUCCUACUGUCCAUCAGAUUGUGGUGUAACACAAAUAUUGGCAUCACCAUCAAACAAAAUAUUACCAGUGUUAAAGAGGUAUACCCAAGAGAGCACAGUAUAUGAGUAG
This is a messenger RNA of Thelazia callipaeda (thelaziosis nematode), 972 nucleotides long. The record is from the annotation of a GenBank genome assembly. NCBI's taxonomy places the organism in Eukaryota, Metazoa, Nematoda, Chromadorea, Rhabditida, Thelaziidae.